Coffea eugenioides is the source of this 3830-nucleotide messenger RNA. RefSeq names its product putative late blight resistance protein homolog R1B-14. Bases 42 to 3830 code for a protein of 1262 amino acids. Lineage: Eukaryota; Viridiplantae; Streptophyta; Magnoliopsida; Gentianales; Rubiaceae. The record is from RefSeq and is a predicted model, not a curated record. Gene Ontology annotation, biological process: defense response to other organism. The transcript is spliced from 2 exons. Gene Ontology annotation, molecular function: ADP binding.
UUCUCAGGUUUUUGUUCGAGUGGCCCCUUGAACACCAAGAAAUGGAGGUGCUGGCGAAGCAUAUGGUCAGUGUGGUCCAAGACGUGAGUCGCUCCUUUGAGCCCUGGCCAAUACCACGAUGGAAGCAAGUGGAGGAUGUAUCAACCAGAAAUGAGAAACUUGUUUCUUCCAAUUUGAAAACUUUGAAGGGUUUGAAGAAACAUAUUGCCCGCAUUGUCACACUGUACAUCUCUUGUCCAUAUGUUAUGCACAGUACGAGGUACGGAGAUGAACAUCUGAAACGUUACUUCAAUUCUCUCUUACAGAAUCUGAAGGAUAUCAGUAUCAUCAGUAAAUCCCAAAGAAUUAUCAGCCAGUGGGAAAAACUUGCAGUAGUCGAAGAGAGGCUAAAAUAUUUGAAAACUUUUCUCUGCCUUAUUUUUGUGCCGUUUAAGCCGGGAAAUUUCGUGGCUAUUGCUGAGGAGCUUGCUGUGGAAAUCUCAUAUACACUUUUCCUCUGUUUUGUGGAUGAUGAGUUCGUCGCCCAUGAGCAUACGAUGGAUUAUAUUCUUCCUGAUUUGCUAAGAAAGUUUAAUUCUCUUCUUCUACAGCUGAAGGAGGUUUCUGGUGGAGGAUCUAGUGCAAUAAGACUAGCAGAUGAUCAUGUUCUGGGAUUCGUUGACUUUCUCAUUUCUAAACUAGUGCUUCUGUCAACCAAGUCUAGGUUCACGGAUGAGGUAAAAGUUCAACUUCAGACCCUGGCUGACGAGCUAAGGUUUAUUAGGAGCAGUCUCAUGGAUAUGCUAUUGCAGAAUCCCAUUCAAGGAUUAGAAUCUCUUAAUAUCUCGAUAGCAACUUUGAUCGUGGACACUGGAUUCUUUGUCUACUUUUGUCCUGAUAAAACGGAGGAUGAAGAAUUAAUAAUGACCAAUUAUUGGAGUCUCGGCCUUCAUGAUUCGCUUGAAACUGUUCAAAAUGUCCAGCAACAAGCAGCUGAUUUGUUUAAGAAAUACUUGCCUCUGUCAUUGCAAUCUAAUUGCCCCAGCAGCAACGAAUUGGAAUUCGUUGAUUUCCUCAUAAACAAACUAAAAGAGGUAAUGCUUUCUGGGGAAGCUUCCAUUUAUCCAUUGAAGCAUCAAAUGGAAAUGGUGAAUGAGGAAAUGGUAACCUUGAGAAAUUGCUUGAGUGGAGUUGCAGGGCUGAUGGGGAACUCACAAAUAGGAUUUCUCUUGACACGGUUUAAGCAUGCAGCCUACCAAGCCAAAUACGUCCUCAAUUCAUUGAUGGCCGGUGAAGGAUCGCUCUGGCUUCAUAAGUUGGGCAGCUUUGUCAUCACCAACGAUAUCAAGAUACUACAGAAAGAGGUGAAAACCACUUGGAAGAUGAAUUUGGACAGUGGCGUCCAUAGCGUUUCCAAGGCUUCUACUCAUGCUUCAACACAAAUUCAUCAACCCCCAUCUAUUAAUGUACCUGGCUGUUCCAAGGAUGGGAUGCAAAUCAAAAUAGAGGAAGAUGCUAAUAAACUUGUGGGCAGGAAAGAUGCAGUAGCAGAAAUAGUUGGGCUACUUACUGAAGGAUCAAGCCACCUAAAGAUUCUCUCUAUUGUGGGCAUGCCAGGACUAGGUAAGACUACUUUGGCCAAUGCUGUGUGUAAGCAUCCUUUUGUUGAUACGUGCUUUGAGGUUCGUGCAUGGGGUAGCUUAUCCCAAGUUUACCAGAAAGAGACCUUGCUGUCCAGUAUAGUAGAUCAAGUGCAUGCCAAUCCAAGCCACGACAUCAGUGGAGAAGAUGUUGGUCAAAUGCUUUACCAAAGUUUAAAGCGUAGAAGGUACCUGAUUGUGUUAGAUAAUAUAUGGGAUAUAGAGACCUGGAGUGGUUUAUGUUCAAUUUUCCCUGAUGACAAGAAUGGGAGUAGAAUUUUAUUUACUACUCGAAGCCAUGGUGUUGCAGCACAAGCCAAUAGUUUUCCUUAUGCUCUUCGUCUACUCUCCAGUGAAGAGAGCUGUGAAUUGCUAUGGCUAAAGCUGUUUAAUGGAGAAACUUGUCCUCGGGAAUUGUCAAGUAUCUCAAAGCGCAUUGCCUGCAGUUGUAAAGGGCUACCACUUGCAGUGGUUCUGAUAGCGGGAGCUCUGAACAGGACAAAGAAAGAAAAAAAAUCUUGGGAAAAGGUUGCUAGAACCUUCAUCAGGUCGCGAAGCAUACAGGAACAAAUCUGGGACAUCUUAGACGGAAGCUACAAGCUUUUACCAGAUCACUUGAAACCAUGUUUCUGGUAUUUGGGAACAUUUCCACGGGGCACAACAAUUUCUGUAUCCAAACUGAUAAGGUUGUGGAUUUCUGAAGGAUUUAUACAUCAGCCAAAUUCGGGCCAGAAGAGCUUAAUUCAGGAGGCAGAGAGUUACUUGAAUGAUCUAAUUGAUAGAAGCCUCGUACUGGUUACCAGAAAAAGUUCCAAAGGAGGAGUCAAAGAAUGUCGUGUUCAUGAUGUACUACGAGAAUUUUGCUCAGCAAUACUCAAGCAAGAAAGAUAUGAAAUGCAAGAACACAUAUUUCCCGGUGGAAUUUCAGUUCUUUAUGGUGAUUUUAGAAGGCCUGAGCAGAAUCUUCUAAGCAUUUUUCCUACAACCAAGGAGCCACAGAUCAGUUCUUUGAUGUAUUAUGAUAUGACCGAUAUAGAAAAAGAAUCCGGAGAUAGAGAGGAUCUGCCUAAACAGAAGGAGUUGAGGGAUUUGCCUCCUCGAAUUGGAGAUACUAGUCUCCGUAAACGGGUGAUAUUCACCGAUUUGAGUCCCAUUGGUAGAGUUUAUCUCACAGAACAGGUGCCAGCGACAGGGGGUGGAAUUACCCGACAGGGACGAUUACAUUAUGGUUCUGUUCACAAGUAUAAAUACCUCAGGGUCUUGGAUUUGGCAAAUGUCCUAUUCCGAAAUAGUGCCGACACUUCUGAUCUUGUCAAGAUAGCUGAGCUGGUUUAUCUGAGAUAUUUAGCUAUUAAAAUUCGCACAAAUAGAAUCCCCUCAGAAAUAGGCAAUCUCCGAAACUUAGAAACUUUUCAUCUCAGUGGAGCAAUUGGUAGAGUCACGUUACCAGAGGCUGUUUGGAAACUGGUAUGCUUGCGGGAUGUUAUAAUGGAUCAUUGUUUCUUCAGUUUCCAACACUGCAGUCAAGAAUUUUUUGAGGAUUCUACCCAGUUGGAUAACUUAAAAUCACUGUCCACGAUUUAUAUAUGGCAUGGAAAUGUUGAGAAGUUGGCGAGGAUGCUACCCAGUGUUCAGAAGCUAGGAUGUAUAUUUUCGAAUUCUUGGCAAGAAUGUUGUGAAGCCAGCAAUCCCUUUAAAAUAUUGGAGUGCUUGCGUGAGCUUCAAUCACUCAAGAUGUCCUUCCAUGUUAGGGCGCCAUAUCCUUUUAAGUUUACGUUCCCUUCAAAUCUGAAAAAGUUGACAAUAUCAAAUGCUCGCCUACCAUGGGAUGAAAUUUCAGUCAUUGGUCAGCUACCCAACCUUGAGGUUCUGAAAUUACUCAGCAAGGCAUUUGAGGGCCAGCAAUGGGACAUGAGAGAAGGUGAAUUCCAGAAACUGAAGUUCUUGAAACUGGACUCUCUGGAUAUUGUACAAUGGAGUGCCUCUGGCGAGCACCUGCCCUGCCUUGAGCAACUUGUGGUGCUAAGCUGUCAGCAACUCGAGGAGAUCCCUUCUUGUUUUGGAGAAAUUUCAACUCUACAGUUGAUUGAGUUGAAAUGGUGCAGCGCUUCAGCCAAGGAUUCUGUCAAGCAAAUUCUAGAUGACCAGCGUGAUUAUGGCAAUCAUCAGCUCAAUGUCACCGUUGUCGGUUCCCAAUGUGGUAUACCAUAA